Molecule: messenger RNA, 699 nt
Organism: Cyphellophora europaea CBS 101466
Lineage: Eukaryota; Fungi; Ascomycota; Eurotiomycetes; Chaetothyriales; Cyphellophoraceae
Product: 3,4-dihydroxy-2-butanone-4-phosphate synthase
Exons: 1
Coding region: 1-699 (232 amino acids)
Biological process (GO): riboflavin biosynthetic process; aerobic respiration
Cellular component (GO): cytosol; mitochondrial intermembrane space
Molecular function (GO): 3,4-dihydroxy-2-butanone-4-phosphate synthase activity
Source: RefSeq, a predicted model, not a curated record
AUGCAACCUCCAUCACCAGCCCCGCCCGCUUUCGACUCGAUAGAGUCAACCAUCAAGGCAUUCAAGAACGGCGAAUUCAUUGUCGUUCUGGAUGACGAGGACCGCGAAAAUGAAGGCGACCUCAUCAUCGCUGCCGAAGACGUCACGACCGAGAAGAUGGCCUUCAUGAUCCGACACACUUCCGGCCUCAUCUGCACCCCCAUACCCGGUGACCUGGCGGCCCAAUUAGAGCUCCCACAGAUGGUCGUUUCCAAUGAGGAUCCAAAGCGCACCGCCUACACCAUCUCAAUCGAUGCCUCGGACGAUUCUGUGACCACCGGCAUCUCAGCACACGACAGGGCCCUUACCUGUCGAACGCUCGCACAUUCCAAAGUCAAGCCUGAGAGCUUCCGAAGACCGGGACAUGUCUUCCCGCUGCGAGCGCGAGACGGCGGAGUUCUGACCCGAACGGGACAUACUGAGGCUGCCGUCGACUUCUGCCGCCUAGCGGGGAAGGCUCCUGCGGGUGUCAUCUGCGAAAUGGUGGACGAUGGUCAGGAGAUCCCUGGUCGAGCGGAGCGCACAGAGCCCGGCAUGAUGCGGAGGGAUGCCUGUUUGGAAUUUGGUAAGAGAUGGGGACUGAAGGUGUGCACGAUUGAGGAUCUGGUCCAGUACAGGAAGAGCAACGAGCAACUCGUCAAUGGGGUGAACGGGCACUAA